GGUCUGACCCAGGAAGAAGCAUCGCGAGAAUCCCUUCUCAACGUCGUCGCUGGAAGCGACACCUCAGCUACUACAAUUCGCCUCAUCAUGCUCAGUCUCCUAAGCAAUCCCAUUAUGUAUCUCAAACUUCGAACCGAAAUUGACGACGCAAUCGAAGCUGGAAGUAUCUCAUCACCCAUCACCGACGCCGAAGCAAGAAAACUUCCUUACCUCCAAGCUGUUAUCCAAGAAGGCUUACGCAUCAAAGCCCCCGCAGCCGGCCCGUUGUUCAAACAAGUUCCUCCUCAAGGCGAUGAAAUCGACGGAAAGUUCAUCCCUGGAGGAACACAGAUUGGGCAAUCGCCAUUCGCUGUUUAUCACUCCAAGGAGAUCUUUGGUCAAGAUGCUAGUCUCUUUUCGCCUGAGCGAUGGAUCAAUGCGGAUCCUGCGAGAUAUGAGGCUAUGGCCGAGGUUGUGAGUCUUGUGUUCUCGAGCGGAAAGUAUCAGUGCUUGGGUAAACCUGUUGCAUUUAUUGAGUUGAACAAGAUCUUUGUUGAGUUGUUGCGACGCUUUGACUUUUGUAUGGCUCGUCCCGAGAGACCUCUUCAUAUCAUGAAUGCUGGAAUUUGGCUUAUUGAAGACUUUCCCGUCCGCAUCACACGUCGAGAAGCAUAA
Molecule: messenger RNA, 654 nt
Organism: Fusarium redolens
Lineage: Eukaryota; Fungi; Ascomycota; Sordariomycetes; Hypocreales; Nectriaceae
Product: benzoate 4-monooxygenase cytochrome P450
Exons: 3
Molecular function (GO): heme binding; iron ion binding; monooxygenase activity
Source: RefSeq, a predicted model, not a curated record